AUGGCGGCGGAUCUGAACCUGGAGUGGGUCUGCUCCCUGCCCCGCUCCUGGACCUACGGGAUCACCAGGGGCGGCCGCGUCUUCUUCAUCAACGAGGAGGCCAAGAGCACCACCUGGCUGCACCCCGUCACCGGCGAGGCCGUGGUCACCGGCCACCGGCGCCAGAGCACAGAUUUGCCCACUGGCUGGGAAGAAGCAUAUACUUUUGAAGGUGCAAGAUACUAUAUAAACCACAAUGAAAGGAAAGUGACCUGUAAACACCCAGUCACAGGACAGCCAUCACAGGACAAUUGUAUUUUUGUGGUGAAUGAACAGACUGUCCCAACUAUGACAUCCGAAGACAAGAAGGAACACUCUAUAAGUAUGACCAACGAAGCUUCUAACUAUAACAUGACUUCCGAUUACGCAGUACAUCCAAUGAGCCCUGUCGGCAGAACCUCACGGGCUUCGAAAAAAGUUCAUAAUUUUGGAAAGAGAUCAAAUUCAAUCAAAAGGAAUCCUAAUGCACCGGUGGUCAGACGAGGUUGGCUUUAUAAGCAGGACAGCACUGGCAUGAAGCUAUGGAAGAGACGCUGGUUCGUGCUCUCCGACCUCUGUCUCUUCUAUUAUAGAGAUGAAAAAGAAGAGGGUAUCUUGGGAAGCAUACUGUUGCCUAGCUUUCAGAUAGCUAUGCUUACCUCUGAGGAUCACAUCAAUCGCAAAUAUGCUUUUAAGGCAGCCCAUCCAAACAUGCGGACCUAUUAUUUCUGCACUGAUACAGGAAAGGAGAUGGAAUUAUGGAUGAAAGCCAUGUUAGAUGCUGCCCUCGUACAGACAGAACCUGUGAAAAGAGUGGACAAGAUCACAUCUGAAAACGCACCAGCGAAAGAAAUCAAUAACUUUCCCAACCAUCGAGUGCUGAUUAAACCGGAGGUCCAGAAUAAUCAGAAAAACAAGGAAAUCAGCAAAAGUGAAGAAAAAAAAGCGCUAGAAGCUGAAAAAUACGGAUUUCAGAAGGAUGGUCAAGAUAGACCACUAACAAAAAUCAAUAGUGUCAAGUUGAAUUCUCUGCCAUCUGAAUAUGAUGGGUCAACAGGCCCGGCUCAGACCGGACACUACAGGCCGGUCAAUAUGAAUAGUUCAGAGAACAAAACAGUCAAUGUUAGCCUGGCGGAUCUCAGAGGGGGCAGUCACCCAAACGCGGGGCCCUUCCACCCAGAGGCUGACCGCAUCAUACAAAGAACCAACUCAAUGCAGCAGCUGGAGCAGUGGAUUAAAAUCCAGAAGGGGAGGGGUCAGGAAGAAGAAGCCAGAGGAGUACUUUCUUACCAAACGUUACCAAGGAAUAUGCCCAGCCACCGAGCCCAGGUCGUGGCCCGCUACCCUGAAGGGUAUAGAACACUCCCGCGAAACAGCAAGACCAGGCCCGAGAGCCUGUGCAGCGGCACCCCGUCCCCGCAUGACAAGGCGGUGGGGCCCGGCGCCGAGGAGAAGCGGAGGUCCAUGAGGGACGACACCAUGUGGCAGCUGUACGAGUGGCAGCAGCGCCAGUUCUACAACAAGCAGAGCACCCUCCCCCGGCACGGGACCCUGACCAGCCCCAAGACCAUGGUGAACAUCUCGGACCAGACCAUGCACUCGAUCCCCACGUCGCCGUCCCACGGCUCAAUAGCUGCUUACCAGGGAUACUCUCCCCAGCGCACCUACCGGUCCGAGGUGACCUCGCCGAUUCAGAGAGGAGACGUGACGCUAGACCGCAGGCACAGGGCCCACCACCCGAAGCAUGUCUAUGUGCCUGACAGGAGGUCAAUGCCAGCUGGCCUGACUCUACAGUCUGUCAGUCCCCAGAGCCUGCAAGGCAAAACACUGUCACAAGAUGAAUGCAGAGGCACCUUAUACAAAUACAGGCCUGACGAAGUAGAUAUUGAUGCCAAGUUAAGCCGUCUCUGUGAACAAGAUAAAGUGGUACAUGCUCUGGAAGAGAAACUCCAGCAACUCCACAAGGAGAAAUACACGCUUGAGCAAGCUUUGCUCUCCGCCAGCCAAGAGAUAGAAAUGAAUGCCGAUAACCCAGCAGCCAUCCAGACAGUGGUGUUGCAGAGGGAUGAUUUACAAAACGGGCUGCUCAGCACGUGUCGAGAGCUUUCGCGAGCCACUGCCGAACUGGAGCGAGCAUGGAGAGAAUAUGAUAAGUUAGAAUACGAUGUAACUAUUACCAGGAACCAGAUGCAAGAGCAGCUAGAUCGCCUUGGUGAAGUUCAGACCGAAUCAGCAGGAAUUCAGCGUGCACAGAUUCAGAAAGAACUUUGGAGAAUUCAGGAUGUCAUGGAAGGCCUGAGUAAGCACAAACAGCAAAGAGGCACUACGGAAACAGGUAUAGCAGUAUCAAAGCCUUUCACAACAGUUAAGUACAAAAAUGAGGGUCCAGAUUAUAGACUCUACAAGAGUGAACCAGAGUUAACAACUGUGGCAGAAGUUGAUGAAUCUAAUGGAGAAGAAAAAUCAGAACCUGUUUCAGAAAUGGAAGCUUCAGUUAAAGGUUCCCACUUUCCUGUUGGAGUGGUGUCUCCAAGAACAAAGUCACCAACACCCGAAUCUUCGACAAUAGCCUCAUAUGUGACCUUAAGGAAAACGAAGAAGAUGGUGGAUUCAAGAACGGAAAGACCAAGGAGUGCAGUGGAGCAACUGUGUUUGGCGGAAACUACUCGACCUAGGAUGACCGUGGAAGAACAAAUGGAAAGAAUAAGGAGGCAUCAACAAGCAUGCUUACGGGAAAAGAAGAAAGCAUUAAAUGUUAUUGGUGCUUUAGAUCAGUCACCCUUACAGAGUCCUUCAAACUUAAGGGAUAAUCCAUUCAGGGUUAUUACCCAGACUCGAAGGAAGGAUGAUAACAGUAAGGACCCAGACACUGUCAUUCGAGAAAAUGACGUAAAGCCAAACCACGAAACUCCUGCAGAGGAAAUUGUUCGACUGAAAGAAGCUGAACCUCAAAACACAAAUUUCAGUGAAGAGUUUAAAAAAACAGAAAAUGUUUUAUACGAAACACUUCUCAAGCCUGAACCAAAUGGCGUAAAUUCUGAGGAAGUGACGGAUAAAGGAAGAAACAAAGAAAACAUGCCAGAAGAUGUUUCAUGCAGCCCUCAAGAUGAGACACAGAUCACAAAUCAUAAGUCAGAAGGCCAUCCUGAAGAAAAUGCAGAGGACAAUAUUGAGGAGCAGGAAGAAAGUGUUGUUUCUUAUGAACUAACUCCUGAGGCUUCUAAAGGGAACCAAACAAUGACAGUGAAAAGCCUGCCCUCGUCUCCGGCGUCCUCCGCGUCCCCGGGCCCGCCCGCCCAGCCGCAGCUCACGGAGGGGUCGCAUUUCAUGUGUGUGUAG
Molecule: messenger RNA, 3357 nt
Organism: Pipistrellus nathusii (Nathusius's pipistrelle)
Lineage: Eukaryota; Metazoa; Chordata; Mammalia; Chiroptera; Vespertilionidae
Source: the annotation of a GenBank genome assembly